Daktulosphaira vitifoliae (grape phylloxera) is the source of this 1291-nucleotide messenger RNA. RefSeq lists its product as uncharacterized. The transcript has 2 exons. NCBI's taxonomy places the organism in Eukaryota, Metazoa, Arthropoda, Insecta, Hemiptera, Phylloxeridae. The record is from RefSeq and is a predicted model, not a curated record. The coding region runs from base 7 to 990 and encodes 327 amino acids.
GAUUUAAUGAUGGGGCAUCAAAUAUUUGAUGAACGAAAUCUUACUUCAGAUAUACAAUGUAGAAAAUUACCAGAAGUAAAAGAACAUAGAGCCCUUAACGUUAUAGACUAUUUUAAGUUUGCACCACUACAAUAUAAGUGUCCCGAUAAUUCUUAUUUGACUCUUUUUGAUGUUUUUCGUUUCAUGAAAUAUAAUUUUGAUUCGAAACAAUUACAAGGAUAUCAAGAGCUAGUUUUAGCUUCAACUAUUCGGCCAAUCUUAAUACUUGUCCGUAUGUAUGCUUCAUUUUCAAAGAUAUUUAUUCAUUUUUACGAUUGUAACAAGAAUAAUACAAAUAAAAAUUUAAAUGAAAUCCGUAACAAUAUGUCUGAAAUUGGUACUAUGAUAAUCAAACAAAUUGAAUAUUUUAAUAAUCUAAAUCUGUUUCAAAAACGACCAAAAACCUAUUUAGAUAAUCUUAGUAUUGAUAUAUGUAAUGUUUUCAUUGAGAAUAAAAUAUCUUGCAAUACAGUUCAUAGCAUAAUGUCUUCUACGAAUGCCUUUUUGAAGAAAAAUAAAUUAAAUAACUACUUUGGUAUAAUAUCAGAUAUUACAAUUAAAUGUGAUAAUGUUGAUCAAAUCUAUAACGAGUUCGUCCAGCUUGUAAAUAUAAAGUCAACAUACUUAAUUGAACUGGAGAAAUACAAGGAAACGAUUUAUACAGUUAAUAAAACGCGAAAAAUAAAUUUCUUAUAUUUUGUUGCUAUUUGUAAAGAUUUAUUUAAUCCCAUACCAACUAUGAUAAAUCGUUUAUGCAGUCAAAAUAUAUAUACUGAAAUAUAUAAUAUAGAGGAUUCUGAAUCUGUUGAUGAUAAAAAAACUACCAUUAAUACGUUAUAUCAUGACAAUGUUAACAACACAAAACAAACAAAUAAUCAAAAUGCUACAGAUUCGACAAAAAAUAAAAACCCACUGCCAAGUUAUAUGAUUGAUUACAUACUUUUUAUUUAAUUUUCAUAUGUAAUCCAGUAUAUGUUUGUUAAUAUUUAUAAAAAUUUGUGUUAUUAUUAAUUUAAAUUUAAAUUUUUUUUGCUUUUAUUAGUCCAUUGAAGGCCAUAGUGACCUCUCCCUAAGAGGAAGUUUUCUUAACCAUUUAUACUCCGGGUCGGGUGGUUAAUCUGUCGCCGGAGAGUGGGAUGGCGACUCCAAUUACCGAACUGAUCUCUCGUUCGGCAAAUGAAGCCGCCCGUGACCAAGUUUCGAACUCGAGGCAGCGCACGUCAAGCACUGCCGCGUUACUGACUCGGCCACA